UUUAAACUCAGCCCCCUUUUCUAAAAGCGAGCCAACCUGUUGAGUGUCUCAGUGGUGAAGGCAGGGUGUUGGCGCACAGAGUGGAGAAAAGUCGCUAGGACCGAGUCAGACAUCCGUCCGCCUGUGAGAAAUUUCCCCGUUUUUGUGUCGCUGCUGAAUUCAACGUGUGAGAGGCAAACAACAUCGAGCUUGAAGAUGUCAAAGAUCGGUGCUUUGGUGUUGAUGACAUUUGUGUCCCUGGUGUUUGCUGAAGAACAGAACUCGGUGGAAGAUGACCCAUUUACCUUUGACUACCACAGACUGCGUGUUGGAGGCCUGAUUCUGGCUGCUGUCCUCUGUCUCAUUGGCAUCACCAUCCUGUUCAGUGGCCACUGCAGGUGCAAGUUCAACCAGGGCAAGAGAAGGAAUACAGAAAAUGCCCAGCAGAUGCUCUCCGACCAAGGUCGUUCCUGCGACUGCUAGAGGUCAACCAGAACACACACUGACUUCUGCAGAGAACACACAGGAGCAGCAGCGGGAUUUGAUCCAUCCAACGACAGGCUUUUGUUUUAUUGUUAGAGAGUGACAGAGAGUAGUCUGUGUGUACCCGCUGUGAGGUGUGAUGCUUUCUGCCUGAUAACUGAGCUACUGAUCUCAUACACACCCUCAGACAUACACAUCAUUUUACACGCAAAUCCAAUUUUUGUCACUUUCAUUUCAAUCAAUUGAACUUUUUUUGGGGUAUUUAGAAGUUGAAAGGGCUUUUACAUGAAGAAAACCUUUUGAGAAUUCCUUCUGUAAGUGCUUUGCCAUUCGCCGUUGAUUGUUUUGGUUGAGGUGGUUGAGCUGAAAGUGACUGCACACAACGGUAACACAAACCUAUUACCAAAAACUUCCUUACGUGUUCACAUACUGGAGGUUGUGUCAAUGUCUCGCACUACUUCUGCUGUCUGUACUGUAUGUGUAAGGUCAACGUUGAUGUAGAUAUUAGUCGCUUAGUGUGACCACCUAACCCACUGUCCAUGCUUUCAUGUCAAGUAUAUGAAAUCCAUAUAGUCAAGAGUGUUUAGAGUGGUGUUGAUAAUUCAUGAUAAUCUGUUAAUUCCCGUGUUUAGCUUUAUGGAGGAAAGUAGUGGAUUGCACUGUUCAGAGAUACAGAAAGACUCUGUCAUGUUUCUAUAAAAGAUUUAUUGAAACAAA
Morone saxatilis (striped sea-bass) is the source of this 1179-nucleotide messenger RNA. RefSeq names its product FXYD domain containing ion transport regulator 1 (phospholemman) (gene fxyd1). Lineage: Eukaryota; Metazoa; Chordata; Actinopteri; Moronidae. Gene Ontology annotation, biological process: regulation of sodium ion transmembrane transporter activity. The transcript has 8 exons. The record is from RefSeq and is a predicted model, not a curated record. The coding region runs from base 196 to 462 and encodes 88 amino acids. Gene Ontology annotation, cellular component: membrane. Gene Ontology annotation, molecular function: sodium channel regulator activity.